UGGAUAUUAAAGAAUCUAUUACUGAACGCUUACUCAAAUUUACUCUUUUUUUAAAUAAAUCGUCUGAUUGUCUUAAGUUUAUGUUUUGAUUUGUGAAAAUUAAAAUUUAAAUGUGUUUAUACAAUACAAAUAAGAAUAAACUUUGAAAAUGAACUGCUCUAAAAACUUAAUUACUAGAUUUCAUCCCUAUCAUGGUGAAAAUAUUGUUCUCUCUGAAGAUAACACCGUUGCAUAUAGAAAAAAAAGUUUUGCAAAUGCAGUGACAUUUAGUGAAAAGCCAUUAUUACCUGGAGAAAUAUUUCUUUUGGAAAUAGAACAAAAUGAAUCAGGUUGGAGUGGACACAUGAGAUUGGGAUUAACGCAAUUAGACCCUCGAACAAUUUAUCAUACUGGAAAAAUUCCUCCAUAUGCUUUACCAGACUUACCUGAUAUUGGUACAUCAUGGAUUUAUGGAAUUAGUAAAGCACAUAAUAGUGUUUUUGAAUAUGGGAAUGAAAAUGGCAAACAAUGCAUUCGACAAGGAGUUGAUAAGUUAAAAGUUGGAGAUUUAAGUAAUACCCACAUUGGACUCUUAAGACCAAAUAAAUCUUCAAAAUUUAUAUUACCCACAGAUACAGGGAGUCGAAUAGGAGUUAUGUAUAUACCUACAAGUGAUCUAGAAGCUGACAUGCACUAUAUAAUUAAUGGGGAAAAUCAGGGUGCAUGUGUAAAAAGAAUUCCUUUUACUUCAGCCCCACUACAUGUUGUUGUGGAUGUGUAUGGUACUACUAAAAAAGUUAGAAUAGUUCAAUUAUAUGUAGGACAGGUUCUGGUUUUUGCUAAUGUGUCCUGGUUUCAAUGGUGUACUGGCCAGUACAUGAGAAAUUCUUCAAAGCAUUGUUUGGAGGAGAGGACCAGUUUUGACCCAAACAUUUCCAGCAUCCAACAGUUGGUGGGAUUUCCAUUGAAUAAUUGGGCAGAAUUUAACCAGUUCAAGUCCAGUGAAACACCUAAUAAAAGAAAAAGUCUGCUUUUAAUCACAAUUUUUGAUUGUAACGGACGCUACAAAAAUUCCCGAGUAGCGUGGAAUGGCUGUGCAGUUCAUUUACCUAAAAAUCUUGGUGCCAAAACUCAGAAAGUGUUUGCAAAUAUGGCUCUUAAAGAAGCGAUAACUGAUAUUUUGACAAUGGAGUUCACCUUUCUGGGAAAUAAUAAUAAAAGGGCCUUUAUUGAUACAAAAUAUGGUUGCUGCACAUGGUCUUGUUUUGAAGGCCCCACAUCAAAUGAAGAGUUCUCGCCACACAUUCAAGAAGCAUUAAGAACCACCAGACAACGUGAAACAUACAAAUUAAAAAAACAGCAGAAAACACCAGAAAGUGAAGCAACAAAUGAUAAUCCUCAAAACUAUAGUUUUGUAUACAGUCAAUAA
Brassicogethes aeneus is the source of this 1408-nucleotide messenger RNA. The record is from the annotation of a GenBank genome assembly. NCBI's taxonomy places the organism in Eukaryota, Metazoa, Arthropoda, Insecta, Coleoptera, Nitidulidae.